This is a messenger RNA of Cinara cedri, 2395 nucleotides long. NCBI's taxonomy places the organism in Eukaryota, Metazoa, Arthropoda, Insecta, Hemiptera, Aphididae. The record is from the annotation of a GenBank genome assembly.
CACCUCGCGGCAGCCGCUCUCUGCGGAACGCCGCCGCCGAUCAGUCCGUAUACGUACUGCGCGCCGGUCGCUAUGUGAACGGUUCACGCGCGUGUGUGUGACUUGUGUGAUUUUUUUUUCCCCCCGGAUAUUGUCAUCGUCGCUGUUACAUGUUAUUUUGUUAAUGUAUUUAAUACGCCAGUACGACAACGCUAAAUUAACAAUAAUAUUAUAAAAUACCAUCGUCCGUCUAUACGCCGUCGGCGCCGCGCAUGGUAUUUUAUAAAAAAUAAAUUUUUUACCGAUUCGCGGUCCGAGAGAAUAUCGCGGCCGCGCCGUACGAAACGGAGGCCUUUUUUUUUUUUUCCGCGUACCGAGAAAUCGGAAAAAAAUAAAUAAAUAAAUAAAUCCCGCGAUAAUUCCGUCGCACCGCGGUGUAAUAUUUUUUCGACCGACCGCCGCGGUACAGUCGCCGUCGCCGCAGUUGGACGCACCGACCGCGGUCGUCGCCGUCGCCGUCGCCGCGUCUCGCCGCACGAGACAACGGACAAUAUACCGACCGUGUGCGCCGACAUCUGAGUGUGCGGUGUUUUUUUUCUCUUUAGACCGGUGUCCGAAAAUCGUUCGCAAUUACGGACUUAACGAUUUACCCGCGCAGUGUUCGGGGCGCGUCGGUUGAAUGUGAUUGGAAAGCGCGGGUGAUGGCCACCACGUACCUGCCGGUCAGCGGUGGCGGCCCGGGCCCCGGCGACCUGGACGGUAUGGGCGGCAUGUCGGUCAACCAGCCGGGCGGCGGCCCGUACCAGCAGCCGUCGCCGUCGCCCCGCGGCCAGGACCACCCGGCCGGCGAACUAAAAUAUAUGCCGCCCGGGCAACACCAUCAUCACCAUCACCACCACCAUCAAGUUCCUACGUCACCGUCGCCGGUCUCGUUGUCGGCGGCCACCAGCUGGGUGGACCCGUGGGCCACUUCCAUGGGCAUGCACCAUCACCAGCACCAUCCGCACCAUCCGCACCAGGGAUUGGACAUCAAACCGCCGCCGGACAUGCGAGCGGUAACCGGCGGCGGCGGCGGCGGUGGCGGUGGCGGCGGCGGCGGCGGCGGCGGAGGCGGAAACGCGCAAUCCUGGCACACGGGCCCACCGCCGCCGGUCGUGUCCGCGGGCCACUACAACAGCAGCGGCGCCGGAUCGCCGCAACUCGGCCACCACGGCGCGUACCACGUGAUGAACGGCAUGCUGGGCCAUACCCAUCCGGCCGUGCAAAUGCACCACAGCCCGUCGUACCCGCAACAGCACGAUCCGCAGUCGCCGGGCGGCGAAGAGGACGCGCCCACGUCCGACGACCUGGAGGCGUUCGCCAAACAGUUCAAACAGCGGCGGAUCAAGUUGGGCUUCACGCAGGCCGACGUGGGUCUGGCGCUCGGCACCCUGUACGGCAACGUGUUCUCGCAGACGACCAUUUGCCGGUUCGAGGCGCUGCAGCUGUCGUUCAAGAACAUGUGCAAGCUCAAGCCGCUGCUGCAAAAGUGGCUGGAAGAGGCGGACUCGACCACGGGGUCGCCGACCAGCAUCGACAAGAUCGCGGCCCAAGGCAGGAAGCGCAAAAAACGCACUAGCAUCGAGGUGUCGGUGAAGGGGGCGCUCGAACAGCAUUUCCACAAGCAGCCGAAGCCGUCCGCGCAGGAGAUCACGUCGCUGGCCGACUCGCUGCAGUUGGAAAAAGAGGUAGUGCGCGUGUGGUUUUGCAACCGGCGGCAAAAGGAGAAACGCAUGACGCCGCCGAACACGCUCGGCGGACCGCAGGACGGCAUGAUGGACGGGUCCGUGGGCGGCGGCGGCGGAGGCCCGAUGGGCCACGGCGGCCUGCACCAGGCCUACCAUCACCAGGACCACGUGAUGCACGGCUCGCCGAUGGGACCGCACUCGCACUCGCACAGUCCGCCGAUGCUCUCGCCGAUCGGCAACCAUCAGUCGCUUGCGGCUCAUUAACGUUUCGCCCAGUGGGACGUUGAGUACUCACGGCACCUGGCCAAGAUGCAGCAACAGCAGCAGCACCAGGAAUGCACGUAGUAGUAGUACUUGUUUACUGUUUCGAACAACGUCUCGCUCUGGGCGACAUUUUAAAAAAUAUAUUACGCACACGAACGUCGUUAUUGUUGUUACGAUACAUACGCGUAACGAUAAACCGCCGCAAGAUGCGCACAUAUAUAACCAAUUCGACUAUGUAAAUACAUAUAUAUAUAUAUAUAUAUAUAUAUACAAUUAUAUAUAUAUAUAUAUAUAUAUACAUAAUAUAAAUAAUAAAUAUAAAUACAAAAUAAAAUAUGAUUACGAAUACGCGAACACGGAUCGUGCGUAUUAUGAAUUGUAAUAUACAAAACAAUAUAUACUAUAUAUAUAUAUAUAUUUAUAUA